CAAGUAACCAAACGCUCGUAAAUGGCCAAGUCAGUUCAGUAAUCAGAGCAAAGCUUCUUCAACCAAACGUUCGCAAGGAAACAGUGAUCGGAGAGCAAUGGGGUUUCAGUACAGAACUCUAGCAAAGGCGGUGCGGCGGCGCACCGCGAGCAGUAUUUCACCACCGCCACAGCCGCCGCUCGUCCUCUCGCGAUCCUUCGCGCAUUUGUCGUCCGAGUUCGCGGCAAACCGCAGGUCUCCUCCUCGUCGUCAUUUUGGCAUUGCGUUCGAUAUCGACGGCGUCAUUUUUCGCAGCGAAUCGCCAAUCGGCGGCUCCCCUCAAGCGCUCAAACGCCUCUACGACGAAGAAUCCGGUGCCUUACGGAUCCCUUACGUUUUCCUGACCAAUGGUGGUGGUUUUCGCGAGUCUAUAAGAGCAUCGGAGUUGAGCACACUUUUGGGCAUUAAUGUUUCGCCAUUACAGGUACUACAAGGUCAUACUCCCUUUAAGAAUUUGGUGCAGAGGCUUGAGAAUGAACUUGUUGUUGCAGUUGGAAAAGGAGAGCCAGCUGCAGUGCUGUCUGAAUAUGGAUUCAAAAAAGUUGUUUCUAUAGAUGAGUACGCAUCCUGUUUUCCUGGGAUUGAUCCACUUGCACCAUACAAGAAUUGGGAAGUUAAACAGGUUCCCAAACACAAUGGGGUUUCAGAAGCCAGAACCUCAACCGACAAUAUUUGUUCACAAAGAGUACAGGCUGUGUUUGUUGUCAGUGAUUCAAUUGAUUGGAGCAGAGACAUUCAGGUUCUCUGUGACAUUCUAAGAACAGGAGGUCUUCCGGGAAGGGAGAUUGGACACCAGCCACAACUUUAUUUUGCUCAUGAUGACCUUGCCUACCAGGUUAGUAAUUUUACUUUUGCAGGCUUGAGGUAUCGAUUUUCAGUUCAGGCUGCAUUUCCUUCAGAACGUUUUGGUUUGGGAGCUUUCAGAAUUGCACUAGAAUCCAUCUUCAACAGAAUUCAUCAUGAUCCUCUUAGUUAUACGUGUUACGGGAAACCAAAUCCAUUUGUGUUCAAGAAUGCUGAAGCUGUGUUAAAGCAAUUGGUUUCUUCUUGCCCCGACAGUGGACUAGCCCCUGACAAUGCAAGUACAGCAGUGCAUAAUUUUGAAAGACUAUAUAUGGUAGGAGAUAAUCCAGACGUUGACAUCAAAGGCGCACGGCAGGCUGGAUAUCCUUGGUUCUCAAUUUUGACUAGAACUGGGGUUUUCAAGGGAACCGGAAACCAUGACAAGUUUCCAGCUGACUUGGUUGUGGAGACUGUAGAAGAGGCUGUAGAUUACAUUAUAAGAAAGGAGUGCAGCUGACACCAGGCUUAGUUCCGGAACAAGUCUUUUUCGAUCGACAUGUCUUGCAAAAACAGAGGAGAAUCAGUACUCAGGUUUCUUUACCAACCAAAAUAGUCAUGUUAGACUUGAUUUACUGGACCAAGAUGUCGCCAAGAAAUACAUGCCAGCUCACUCAACAACCUCUGAAGAGUGUUCAACUAAAAAUCAUCUCUUUCCCAAUAUUCUCUAAUCCAUCGAGCGUCUUGAAGUAUUUUAUCGGCCAGAAGACCAGAG
Messenger RNA from Linum tenue, 1594 nucleotides. The record is from the annotation of a GenBank genome assembly. Lineage: Eukaryota; Viridiplantae; Streptophyta; Magnoliopsida; Malpighiales; Linaceae.